ACAUUAACAGUACUAGCUAAAGCUAAAAGGGCUUUUGAAAAAAUGACAGGUCUUGGGUCAUCAUGUGGAGCAUGCAAGUUCUUGAGAAGAAGGUGCUCUAAUGAGUGUGUUUUCGCACCUUACUUCUUUUACGACCAGGCAGCAAGCCAUUUUGCGGCUGUCCACAAGGUGUUUGGAGCGAGCAACGUCUCAAAACUGUUGCUGCACCUCCCAGUGGACAGCCGGAGUGAAGCAGCCAUAAGUAUAUCAUAUGAAGCCAUGGCUCGGAUGCAAGAUCCCAUAUAUGGCUGCGUGGCUCAAAUAUUUGCACUCGAGCAACAGGUGGCCAGCCUCAUGGAGGAGAUCGAGAACAUUGAGAAGCAGAUGGCUUACUGUGCAUGUGAAGGACCUGAACAACAAUGCAUGGUGAAUGAUGAGUUACUGUUCUUUUCUGAGUAUAACAAUAUGAGCAUAAAUAUGAAUCAUAAUGUGACAGUACCAUUCUUGGAAGAUUCAUAUGCAAAUUCAACCCCUUACAGUCAAAUGAAUAUGCAGAACCCACCUAUAAACGGAUGGGAGGACGAGAUUUUCUUCCCUUUCUCUGAUUCAGACAUCUCAGAUAUCUUUAAUGAAACAAUCGACCCAAACAUCUAUUUGCAGUAUCAACUUAUGGACAAUGGCAACAUUUAUCACUGAAGAAAGUUAAAGCUAGAACCAUAGCCAUCUGAUAUGGAGUGCAUUUUAGCAGUUUCAUGUAGAAUGUAAAUACUCAUGUUUUCAUUGAAUAUGCAUCCUGGUUAGAUUCUGAAUAAUCACUCUAUCCAUGCCAACUUAUCGAU
Messenger RNA from Ipomoea nil (Japanese morning glory), 818 nucleotides. RefSeq names its product LOB domain-containing protein 33-like. The record is from RefSeq and is a predicted model, not a curated record. Bases 43 to 675 code for a protein of 210 amino acids. The transcript has 2 exons. Gene Ontology annotation, biological process: hormone-mediated signaling pathway; positive regulation of DNA-templated transcription. NCBI's taxonomy places the organism in Eukaryota, Viridiplantae, Streptophyta, Magnoliopsida, Solanales, Convolvulaceae. Gene Ontology annotation, cellular component: nucleus.